CAUAGUGGAAGUGAAGAAGGAGCGAGAUCUCCAUUUACUGGCUCAAUCCUCCGGAGUUUCUCGAGGAGGAAUUGGUCGCCACAGCAAUUCGACAUGGCUUGGCGUGACCCACACAGGGUUCGGAAGCUUCGCUUCUCAAUUACUUGGGUGAACACAGUCAAAUAUUUUAUGAGUUUUGGGGCUUGGCUAACGACGGCCACUCAUAUCUUGAAUAGGUUGCGCUCUGGCUUGUUGUUAGACUACAGGACUUGGGUUAUGAGGAUAGACGGGGUGGAUAGAUGUUUAGGCGAAAUGGGGCCGUUGCUGGCUAGGCAGACAUGACAUCCUUGUAUAUGGGAAUGUGGGCACAUGUAGGUUUUGCAUAGGGUUGAGAAGCAGUUACGCCACGCCAUACAUGGUUGUAUAGUCAGCGUCAU
Parathielavia appendiculata is the source of this 416-nucleotide messenger RNA. RefSeq lists its product as uncharacterized. The record is from RefSeq and is a predicted model, not a curated record. The transcript has a single exon. Lineage: Eukaryota; Fungi; Ascomycota; Sordariomycetes; Sordariales; Chaetomiaceae. The coding region runs from base 94 to 321 and encodes 75 amino acids.